AUGGGAGCGUCUUCAUCUGGACUUCUGGACGAGGCCAAAACCAUCCACAUCAAAGGACUGGUGGACAGCUGCUUUCAGAGUUUCAGUGCCUUCUAUUGUCGGCAGUAUCCAGCUGCGUAUUCUGGACACUUACAGCAAGAAGUGGAGCCUAAGAAACAGGAAAGAGGACUGAUACUGACUCAGAGGCCUCAAACAGACCCUGAAGACGUGCUGUUCCAGGGCAGAGCCAGGUUCUCCACGUGGGACGAGUCGAGCCGCAAAGGCAAAGACAAAUAUGUGGUCGUCAAGAGAAACUACAGCCUGGAGGUCCACGACAGCCAAGAGAGCUUUCUUCGAGGUUCUGCUGCAAAACUGGUCUUGCAACCAGCAGGGGGCGCUGUUCUGACCUCUGAGGGUGAGGCCCAGAAUCUGUUGGACCAGAUCUGCUCCGGAGUACUCAACGGCCUGAAGGAGGACUCGUCGUCGGCCGCGUCGCAUGCAGAGGGCUUUGUUUCGCUCUUGCACCUGCCCCACUCAGAACUCUACUGCUUCCUGUUUCAAAAUGAGAGCGAACGAUAUCACUUCCUGUCUGCCCUCCAGUCCUGCAUCCGCCACCAAAGCCUGGAUCCAUGGUGUGAGGGCUACUACGAGAGCCAAGCCUUUAUCCACGCUCUGCAGCUCUACCGACAGGACAGGGGCCACUAUGAAUGCUGGGAAAUCCUGCAGGGCCCUGAGGAACAAGUGCUGGCCGCCCAGUUUAUGGAGGAAGUGUUGCCGUGGUUACAGACGCAGCUACAAAAUAAAAUCAAAGGAAAGAAAGCAGAGAGGAUUCGAUUGUGGUUAACGACAGUGCAUGCGGCCUACACAGCGGUGUUGGAGCAGCUGAAGCCCCGUCUGGAGGCGCUGAGGACUGAAUGUCGGGAGUCUGCCACAGCCAACCAGGGCCUCGUCCGAUCCAGUCUGGACCAGAUCACUGCGUCACAGAGGUUUCUACUCAAAAAAAUACAAGGCUGUGUGGGACCAGAGGCAGAGCGUGUGUGUGGUGAGUUCAUUUCUCCGUUCCUGCCCUCGGUCUUGGAGGCGCUGACUGGGAACAUCGGCUCCGCACUGCAGGAGAUGAGACGCACGCUACAGUCACAGAUCGACUCUGCUCUGGCCGAAGCCGGAGGAGGCAGCGAGGUCACCAAGAAGGUUUUGUCUCUGACAAAAACAGGUAUGGAGAAGUGUUUCCAGCAGGUGGAGAGACUGAAGAGCGACCUCUCGGGCCUGAGUGAGCGGUUUGGUCUGAGCAGCACCGAUCGCCUGGUGCUCUCUGCACAUCUGGACAUGGAGAAGCUGUUGGACAGUGCCGUCUACACAUUUGAACUGUUCCUCAGGACUUCAGCCAGACUGCAGCCAGACCAGUUCAGCGUGAAGACGGCUCGCGCCAAAGACCGAGUGCUCAAGCAGUUGGACUAUGACAGCAGACUAGUUCAGAGGAGACUGUACAAGGAGGUUCUCCUGAGGAUCACUCUGCCCACACUGUCUCAGAGACUGCACGGCUCCUGGAAAAACGAGCUGCAACAGUUUGAACAGUACAUCUUCUCAGACUUCAGCAGCUUCAUCCUGGUUCAGAACAUUUACCAAGACGUGCUCAGUGGCAUCCUCAGCCAAGAUAUCCAAAAAGUUCUACAAGAAGCCAUGUCCAAUACUAGCAGCAACUUGUUACUGGACACAUCCGAUUUGGCCAUUAGUCAGUACAGCCUUUUGGGACAGACGCUGACCCCCUCCACACCCAACAAGCUCAUAGAGAAUCACUCCCAGCUGCCAUACGCAUGUCGCCUGGGCAUGCACUGUUUACCUCCUCCAGCGGUGAGAUACUUACCAGGGCCAGCUGGGAACACAGACUGCCCGAACUAUAGCCCAUAUCUGCCUGCAAAAUACCGAUGUAAGGAGCCCCGUGUGGAGCUUCCGCAGCGCCGUGUGGUUGGUGACACUGUGCCCGAGUUGAGAUGA
Molecule: messenger RNA, 1974 nt
Organism: Knipowitschia caucasica
Lineage: Eukaryota; Metazoa; Chordata; Actinopteri; Gobiiformes; Gobiidae
Source: the annotation of a GenBank genome assembly